AUUUCUUUUUGGGGGGAAUGCGGGGAUCGAAACGAACGAUUUAUAGACCAGUUUCAGAGCAGUCUAGUAUGUAGAAUCGUGUUUUUCCGGCUCGACAUUGUGUGUGUGUGUGUGUGUAUGUGUGUGUGUCGUUGAGCCCCAUCGAAACACUUGGAGUGUACUAUACAUCAGUGUCCCUGCGAAGAUCGGGACGAGCAUUAAUCAGUUGGAUUCCGAGUAUACAUAUUACAUGGGAGUCAAUAACCCAAUUAGUGAUGCACGAGUUUAAUACAGUUACGGCUCUUUUGCCUCGUAAAGGAGCUUUGAACUUGAGAAAUUUACGAAAUGACAAAACCGCGCGACAGAUGUGUAAAUUCAAACUAAAAACGUGUUUCUCGGCCUUAUCCUAACGGUUCACAUACGAGAUAAUGUAUUAAGAAGCGCGAGAUCCUUUUAUUCGGGAGAAUAAAGUUGAUCCAAGGUUUCGACUAGAUUUGAAUUUGGCACAGUAUGUAAAAUCGAAUCCGACAAAACAAAGCUCACACACGCACGCGAUAACGGUCCACCCGCAUUCACGUGCACUCGCUGUAUAAAUAACACACCCGCGCUCGCUAAAAAUCCUCGUCUCUAUCCCAGUCCGACUAAUUAACGGGGCACCAGAUUGAUAAGGAUCGGCUCGAUUAGACUUAGACUCGCAUCUCUGUGCCUCUUCAAAAGAGUCCUCCCGCUCGUAUAACGGCAAUGCCAUCGAUCAUGGAAAACCGGUCGUACUGUGUUUACGAGUUUACUUCGGCUGGGAGGCUUAAAAAGCAGAGGCUCCUGCGGAGUCGAGUCAGCCGGAGCCCGCGAGGAUUCACGGUAGGCAGUGUGAGCUGUGACUCCUCCUCUAUAUAGGCUAUACGUAGACAAAUAUAUACGCAACGCUCUGCUGAGGAUCGGAUUCGAGCUGUUAUUGCAGGAUCUACAACCAUGAACCCGCAGGCGGGAAAGCUUCUGCUUUCCCUUGGCGCCCUCGUCGCUCUGUUCGCUUGCACCGCAACCGGUGAGCAACCCGGCCGAGUGGUCUGCUACUUCAGCAACUGGGCCGUCUACCGUCCGGGUAUCGGUAGGUACGCGAUCGACGAUGUGCCGGCCGAUCUCUGCACCCACUUGAUCUACUCGUUCAUCGGUGUGAGCAACGUCACCUGGGAGGUUCUGGUCCUCGACCCCGAGCUCGACGUCGACCAGAACGGUUACAGGGACUUCACUGCCCUCAAGAAGAAAUUCCCCAAUCUGAAGACCGAGGUCGCCGUCGGUGGAUGGGGCGAGGGUGGUCGCAAGUACAGCGCGCUCGUCGCCGUAAAGCAGCGUCGUGAUACCUUCAUUAAGAGCGUUGUUGAAUUCAUGAAGAAGUACGACUUUGAUGGAUUCGAUCUCGACUGGGAGUACCCUGGAGCAGCCGAUCGCGGCGGCAAGUUCUCCGACAAGGACAUGUUCUUCUACUUCGUCGAAGAGCUGAGGAGAGCCUUCAAUCGCGCGGGUCGAGGCUGGGAAAUCACGAUGGCUGUGCCACUUGCCAAGUUCCGUCUUCAGGAGGGAUACCACGUGCCGGAGCUUUGCGAAAACCUCGACGCCAUCCACGUGAUGUCCUACGACUUGCGAGGCAACUGGGCCGGCUUCGCGGACGUCCACAGUCCUCUGUACAAGCGUCCCCACGACCAGUGGGCCUACGAGAAGCUCAACGUGAACGACGGCCUUCAACUCUGGGAGGACAUGGGUUGCCCGGCCAACAAGCUCGUCGUUGGAGUGCCAUUCUACGGACGUACCUUUACUCUGAGUGCCAGUAAUAAUAACUACAAGCCGGGAACUUACAUCAACAAGGAGGCCGGCGGUGGUGCUCCUGGAAAGUACACCGGUGCCAAGGGAUUCCUCGCUUACUACGAGAUUUGCCCCGAAGUUAAUGACCCCGAGUCUGGAUGGACCAAGAAGUGGGACGAACACGGACGAGUUCCUUAUGCCUACAAGGGAACGCAGUGGGUCGGUUACGAAGACCCUGAGAGUGUGCAGAUCAAGAUGGAUUGGAUCAAGUCGAAGGGAUACGCCGGUGCCAUGUCCUGGGCCAUUGACAUGGACGACUUCCAUGGAAUCUGCGGAAGGAAGAACGACCUCACCCUCAUCCUUCACGAGAACAUGAAGAAUUACAUAGUUCCUAAGCCAGAGUACAACACCACGCCAAGACCCGAGUGGUCGAGACCGAAGAGCACGACAGCAAACCCCGCCGAGGGUUCGUACACGACGCCAUCCCGCGAAACCGAGGAGACCACUCCCAGACCAACUAGGCCCAACCGACCGACUGCCCCGACUCAGCAGACCAAGCCUAAGCCCAAACCAACUGUUCCACCUCAGCCGCCCACCGAAAUCGACGAGAGCCACAACGAGAUCAAGUGCGGAGAGCAGGACUUUAUGGCUGGAAAGGAUUGCACUUCCUACUACAGGUGCGUCUAUGGCAAACCUCUGAAGUUCCAGUGCCGCGACGGCCUGGUCUACAACCCUGAGAAGUUCAUCUGCGACUGGCCCCAGAACGUCGAUCGUCCAGAAUGCCAAUAGAUUCUUCGAUCUCAAACCUUGAGAAUAAUUCUUUUUUUUUGUCCUCGCGCGUGAAAAAAAAGAGAAGGAAGAAGAAGCGACGCGUUUAAACGACAACACGAUCUCGUCCGGCGAAAAGAUAAUCAAGUGAGACUUAUGCUUUGCUCCGAGAAAAUAUGCUCAUCAUUGCUCGACGUAUUUUCUCUGCAGCAACAAAAAGAAUGAUACGAUGAAUAGAUUUUGAUUUUAUAAUAACUGAAGAUAUAAAAGUAAGACAUUACUGUAUUUUAGUCUGAUGUAAUAACUGAUAUAUGUGUACGUGUAAUUUUGUGGUAAUAAUUGUUAAAGAGUCCUUAUAAAUUAAGUUUCACGCCCUAUUGAAUAAAUAUAUUCAUACUUUGUGAACGAAUGGUAGUUUUUAUUUCCAUUCCAUUACUAGAAUACUUGUAUAUCAGUCGUUAGUAUAAUAGAAUUGAUGUACCCAUAAUUAUUCAGAAUAAAUGUUACAAGUUACUAAAUUA
Molecule: messenger RNA, 3065 nt
Organism: Nasonia vitripennis (jewel wasp)
Lineage: Eukaryota; Metazoa; Arthropoda; Insecta; Hymenoptera; Pteromalidae
Gene: Cht5
Product: chitinase 5
Exons: 10
Coding region: 949-2565 (538 amino acids)
Biological process (GO): carbohydrate metabolic process; chitin catabolic process
Cellular component (GO): extracellular region
Molecular function (GO): chitinase activity; chitin binding
Source: RefSeq, a predicted model, not a curated record